Cetraspora pellucida is the source of this 831-nucleotide messenger RNA. NCBI's taxonomy places the organism in Eukaryota, Fungi, Glomeromycota, Glomeromycetes, Diversisporales, Gigasporaceae. The record is from the annotation of a GenBank genome assembly.
AUGCAAAUUGAUACAGCUGCCUUUCAAUCUACUACUGCUGGAAAUUCGUCAUCCUUUAUGCCAUCAGCAGAUCAACAAACACGAAGAAUCAUUAGUCCUCCACCCAAUUUGAUUUUACCUUUCCCGCCACAAAUAAACCCUGAAGAUUUAAUGAAUUGCAAAACUCGCAAGCUUCCUUCAAAACCACCGAAUGCGUUUUUCAUUUAUCGCAAAGUAUACACUAAAGAAUUAAUCAAGAGAAACCUUAGAUUUAAAAUGACUGAUGUUUCUCCUUGGGUUUCGAUCUCAUGGAAGCGUGAACCAGAAGAAGUAAAAAAUAAAUAUAAAGAAAUUGCGAAAGACGUGCGAAAAUUAUAUAAAAAAUCAAAAUUGAGUUCUAAUCAAUCCGAAAAUAAUGUCCAAUCUUCAAUAAUGCCAUCUCCGCCCCUUACCGAUACACAAUUUUCAACACCAGAAUUAUCUCAAGAUUCAUUAUUUUAUAGUCUUAUUAAUCAUUCAGGAUUACUUACUCCUGAAGAAACUGAUCUCGAUAUUUUUGACCAUGCAUCUAUGAAUCUCAUUCAAUUAUCAAAUCCUCUUGGAUUCACCAUGUUACCCAAUGUUGCGGAUCCUACAUUGUGGCAAGGUGAUAAUAUUUGCCAGGAAUUACCUUCUGGUAUGUACGAGAAUGUAAAUUCCGAAUUGGCUUUUUACGAAUACACCGAGUCUAUACCAAUGUUAGAAUACUCUCAAUAUUCGGAAAUUCAACAACAACCUGACAUCGAGCAGGAUUGGACAUACGAAAAUUUUUUAUUCGAAAAUAUUCCCCUCGAAUGGGGAAAUCAAUAUUAA